Molecule: messenger RNA, 1236 nt
Organism: Rotaria sp. Silwood1
Lineage: Eukaryota; Metazoa; Rotifera; Eurotatoria; Philodinida; Philodinidae
Source: the annotation of a GenBank genome assembly
AUGGAAGCAUCAGAAAUAUUAGAUGCAAUGCAACAAUCAACAAUCUCAACGAGAUCUGACUUGAUCGAAAACUCCGAGCUGAUUAAACACCAAUACUCUGAACAAUUAAAAGAAGAUCGAAAAGAAAUAAUAUCCGUAUUGGAAUCAAGUGAUAUUGAAAGUAUCCCAGAGAAAAUUCGUCGAUGGUUAGAAAAGCAAAGCGAAGAACGUCGGCAACAGUUUGAAAAAUAUCAACAAAUACACGAAGAAAAACAAGCACACCAUCUAGCUACUGAUCAAGCGCAGAUAAUCGAAUUAGCCUGUGUUUUAAAUAAAUUAGCUAUUAACUCUCAAAAUGCAGAUGAAUUCUGUGAAAAAUUGAAAAAUGAAGAAAAACGUUUGACUGAGAAACAUCAAGGGCUUAAAUCAUUAAGGAAAACGGUUACCGUACCGGUUAUCAUUCGGCAAGCAAUCCGAAGAGGCAGCGUUGUUGUUGAUGUUUUUGUAAAUCCACCAUAUGGACAACAAGUUUUUCAACAACUAAUAGCUGGCGGAAUAUCUGACAUUGGCGGUUUUGACACUAUCUCAAUAACAUUAGGAGAACUCGAUUUAGGUGUAAAACAAGAAAGAAUGAAUGAGCGGUAUAAUCGAUAUUAUGAAGAUUGUUUUGGAGGUACAUAUUGGACUAAACCCUUGAAACGAGGUGGAAAACCUUACUUUUGUCCCCAAGGUUGGCGUCGUUUUGGAAUCAAAGUUGCUGAUACAAAAGAGGAGUUUGACCGACGUUGGGGACAUUGGUGCAUGGCAUAUCAUGGUACAGCACAUACAAAUGCAGCCCGCAUAUUGGCCACAGGACUACGAGUCGGCAGAGGGUGCCAUUCAAAAAACAAAAUGGUCGUUUAUCUAUCUCCUAGUAUUACUUAUUGUGCUCAUUACCGUUAUUCGAAACCGUGGAAAAAUUCUCAGAAGCCAGGAAAAUAUUAUCAAAUGAUUUUUCAAUGUCGCGUAAAUCCUGAAGUUUUAACACCGGACAAAAUCAAAUCUCAAACUCUUAAGUGUCCAAAAUAUAUUCGUAUUGAUGAACAUUUCGCUAAUGACGAAAUAGAAUGGAUAAUUGAUUCAGCAGAUAAUGAAAACUUUAUAACCGAUAAUAUCAUUUGCUAUGGUAUAAUGAUACGUGUUUGUGAUAGAGAUCCAUAUGAGUUACCAGAAUCAGAAUGGUGGCAAUAUACACCAUAUCCAAGAGACUAUCAGUAG